Sander lucioperca (pikeperch) is the source of this 7212-nucleotide messenger RNA. RefSeq names its product kirre like nephrin family adhesion molecule 3b (gene kirrel3b). Gene Ontology annotation, molecular function: cell adhesion molecule binding. Gene Ontology annotation, biological process: cell-cell adhesion; synapse assembly. The record is from RefSeq and is a predicted model, not a curated record. Gene Ontology annotation, cellular component: cell-cell junction. Bases 523 to 2865 code for a protein of 780 amino acids. The transcript has 16 exons. NCBI's taxonomy places the organism in Eukaryota, Metazoa, Chordata, Actinopteri, Perciformes, Percidae.
UGUCUGCUAUGUGAGUGGUGAAGCAAGAGAGAGAGAGAGCAUGAGAGAGAAAGAGAAGGAGGGGGGGCCAAGUGAGGGCUGAAGAGACUGAGAAUGGAUGGGCACCGAGAAACCGUGCGAGCGAGAGAGAAAGAGUGUGUGUGUAUGCUCAGAGUCAGCAGCGAAGACACAAAGUCUACAAGCUCACAUCAACAAGAGAGCGUGAGAGGCAGCGCAGACCACGGGCAACUCUGAAGAGUGACACAGACGGGAAAGAGACACACACAGUGACACAGAAGAGGAGAAAAGAAUCGGCAGAAGAAGAGAAGGACUGAAGACAGACUACCAGCCUUCCACUGGUUAAAGGAGACACCACAGAGGGACUCUAGCAUCCGCCCCCCACCCCCGCCCCCCCAGCAGCAGCAGCAGCAGCAGCAGCACAGAGGAGCACUGUCUCAUCUCGUGCAUCCGUGGUGCCUGCCAACUUCAAUUCCACACUUGCCCACUGUUUUUCAUAGGUUUUGCCCUCUCCACUCCUCAGUCAUGAUCCCUUGGGUCCUUCUGCUCCUGUGGAUCUCCGGACAUGGGGCGGAGGCCAUGUUUUCCCAGCAGCCACAGGAUCUGGUUGUGGUGGCAGGCCAGCUUGUGACGUUACCAUGCACUAUCCCCGGUUACCAUGGCGUUGUCCUAUGGAUCAAAGAUGGCCUGGCCCUGGGAGUUGGCAGAGACCUCGCUGGCUAUCCUCGUUACACAGUGAUUGGCGACCACGGUUCAGGAGAGCAUCAUUUGCAAAUCCAACGUGUCGAGCUGAUGGAUGAUGCUGUGUUUGAGUGCCAGGCUGUCCAGGCUGCCAUGAGGUCCCGUCCUGCCCGUCUCACUGUGCUGGUCCCCCCAGAGGACCCAGUCAUCAGUGGAGGGCCGGUGGUGAGCCUAAGGGCUGGUGACCCACUCAAUCUGACCUGCCAUGCUGACAACGCCAAGCCGGCAGCCUCAAUCAUCUGGAUCCGCAAUAGAGAGGUCCUUAACGGGGCAAUGUACUCCAAGGUAAGCAUAGAGACCUUGCUCCGGGAUGGCAGGAGAGAAAGCACUGUGAGCACGCUCUACCUAUCACCUUCCAACAUCGAGACGGGUCAGCAGAUCAUCUGUAAGGCCUCCAACAAGGCAGUCACCAAUGGCAAGGAGACCAGUGUCACAAUUGACAUCCAGCAUCUCCCACUAGUGAAUCUCUCCGUGGAGCCUCAACCUGUUCUGGAGGGCAACCUUGUGAAAUUCCACUGCUCUGCAAAGGCCAACCCUCCUGUCACACUCUACAGGUGGGCCAAAGGAGGAAGCAUUAUCAAGGAGGUUUCCGGAGACACAUAUGAGGUUAUUGUGGACCACUCCUUCUUUACAGAACCCGUUUCCUGCGAGGUUACCAACCCUCUUGGCAGCACAAACAUCAGCCGCAACGUUGACGUCUACUUUGGUCCUCGCAUGGCUGCGGAGCCUCAGUCCUUGCAGGUGGAUCUUGGAUCUGACGCUGUUUUCAACUGUGCCUGGACAGGAAAUCCCUCUCUUACCAUAGUGUGGAUGAAGAGGGGAUCUGGAGUGGUUCUUAGCAAUGAGAACCUCCUGACGCUGAAAUCUGUGAGACAAGAGGAUGCUGGGAAAUACGUUUGCCGUGCUGUGGUCCCGCGUGUAGGAGCAGGAGAAAAGGAGGUUUCUCUCACUGUCAAUGGGCCACCUACUAUCUCCAGUACCCAGACUCAGCAAGCUUUACAUGGAGAAAAAGGACAAAUCAAAUGCUUCAUUCGAAGUACACCUCCUCCAGACCGCAUCGCCUGGUCAUGGAAGGAAACGGUGCUGGAGUCUGGAACGUCCGGCCGCUACACCGUGGAGACUGUCACCACAGAAGAAGGAGUAAUCUCCACACUGACCAUGAGUAACAUUGUCCCAGCUGACUUCCAGACCAUCUACAACUGCACCGCGUGGAACAGCUUUGGCUCGGACACCGAGAUCAUACGCCUUAAGGAACAAGGUGGGAGCAAAGAAUCUCUCCCAGUGGCGGUGAUCAUCGGCAUUGCUGUGGGAGUUUUUGUGGCCCUCAUUGUCCUCAUGGGCACCAUUGGAGCAUUCUGUUGCACCCGCUCCCAGAGAAAGGAAGCGCACCUGGUUAUGCCCUCACUGCCCGUCUCCAUCUGUGCUCACCAGAGAGAACUUGCAAGCAAAAUUAAGACAGAAAAUCUGAACGGAGUUGUGUCAGCAAAAAAUGACAUCCGGGUGGAGAUUGUACACAAAGACCACAAUGCAGCACGAGAAAACGAAGAACACACCUCCAUGAAGCAACUCAUGGUGAGUGUUGAACGAGGAGAAUUCCAGCAGGAGUCUGUUCUGAAGCAGCUGGAGGUCUUACAAGAGGAAGAGAAGGAAUAUCAGCACAUUAAGGACCCUACAAAUGGAUACUACAGUGUCAAUACCUUUAAGGAGCACCACACGCCUACCAUGGCUGGAAAUCAGUCUACUGAGGUGAGGAACCCCACCAACACAGGUACCCUGGGCAAGCAGCGGGUACCAACGGGCAUGUCCUUCACCAACAUCUACUCCACUCUGGGAGCAGGUCCCAACCGUCUCUAUGACUACAGCCAACGCUUCGCGCUGGGCAUGGGCAGCAGCUCCAUCGAGCUGUGCGAGCGGGAGUUCCAGCGCGGCUCGCUCAGCGACUCCAGCUCUUUUAUCGACACGCAGUGUGACAGCAGCGUCAGCAGCUACAGUAAGCCGGAUGGCUAUGUGCAGUUCGACAAAGACAGCAAGGCAUCGGCCUCCUCCUCCUCCCACUAUUCCCAGUCCUCCUCACAAAACUCAGACCUCACCCGGCCGCUCCAGAAGCGCAUGCAGACCCAUGUCUGACCAGAAGGGUGAGAGAGCGUUUGAAGGGGUGUAACAAGCAGCCAGGACUGUAAAACUGAGACAGAAUCAGCUCCCAGGAGCCCCUAAAGUAACAAUGUUACGGUUUCCUCUGGACGCCUGGAGAUGCAGGGGCUGGUUGGUUUUAAUACACCGUGGGACUUGUUCAGUCUUCUCAGUGUCCCGAAAAGUGGAUCAAGAAGCCUUAUAUUUCCCUCAUGCUUAACUUAUUAACCACCUCCUUUUUUUAAGCCCCAUAAUCAUAAUUGUGCCACAGAGAUCUUAUUUGCCAACACAGAGACAACCCACGUUUUGAAUUAAAAAAUUCAGUACUCGGUUUCUGCAGUGGAAUUGUUAGCAGGGGGCAGGAAUACUACAAAAGCUUUGUGUGACAAUCAGUUCCCCAGGCAAAGAGCAUUUUUGCUUUUUGAAGAUUGUCAUUCAGAAAAACUGAGAUUGUUGUUAAGCACGAGCAUCACGAUAAUGAGUGCGAGCCCAUGUCCUCCUGCUCUCUUGUAGUUUGAAGCACAAAAAAUGAAUGUGCAUGUGGUUUUCAGUUGUUAAAGCAAUAACUCUUUCCUCUCCCCAACUUCUAUUCAAACACUGUAUGUUAAGCUUGUUGAAACUCGUCUCAUGUGUAGGUGGAAGAAAACUUUCUCCAUGUGCCCACAGACGUCUCAAACAUUUAAAAGAACAACUUUUUUUUUCUUUUUCCGCAGCAGUAUCUGGGCCACAGAGCUGAGCAGAUAAAGAGGGGCUGAGAUCUCAUUUUAAAUCCCUGAGUCAUUAUUUUACUGUGACACACAAAGAAUAUCAGUGUACAUACUGACUGUAAUUUCUUUUCUAGAAUCUGAUUUCUGACUCUGAUUUCCCUCAUGGAGGACUCUAAAUGAGACAUGAGCGCCUCUUCUUGUCCAUAUCUACUUUGCCUUGAGGGUCUGUGUGAUCUGUGUCAAUACAAACUUUGGCUAAGCAAGAUAGACAUACACUAUCAGCUCUUGUGUUGAUGGAGAGCUGCAUCCUCCACGGUGUUACCACACCAAAUCCAGCUCCAAGGCAUGCGGCAGGAAAGCUCACAAACUGCAACAUACUGUAUGUUGUACUUGUGAGUUUCUCCUGCUAACGCCGCAGAUCAUCAGCCAUAUACUUAAGGGGAACCUGUUGAAUGAAAUGUAAACAUUAUAUUUUAGCUGAGCUUCUUUUUGUGUCGUUAUCCCAUUGCUAUUGUCAAUAUCACUGUUGACACUGGAGCUUAGUGCACCCUGACUGUAUACCUACCUGUGAUCGUGCAGGUCAUCAAGGGACAUGAAGAGCCAAUUUUACGAAAUGUGUUUUAUUUUGCUAUCUGCUUUAUUUUUGGCUACUGUGGAGCUGAUGGUGUCACACUGGCUCUUUAUUUUGUUGUGUUCUGCACUGUAUGUGACAUAUAUGAAAUUUGAUUUAUUAUUUAAUCACUGACACUGUAUUUGUUUUAGUUGAGAGUAGAGACAGUAGUGAUUUAGCUUGCAGCUACACAAACGCUUAUACCUAACAUUUCAAAGUGAGUCUCUGUCAAGAGUGUCGUAGUCAUGCAUCAUGCAUGUUUUGUGGCAAAACAAAGUAAUGAAUGGGGAGUGCUGCUUUUUUGCAGUACUGAACACUAGGAAUCCUAAUGCAGAUGUGCAGAUACCAUAAUGCAAUUGGGCAAAAAUAUUGUAUCUGUAUUCUAACCUGGAUGCAACCACACCAAAUAAGAUGUAAACCCAACAAAGGUUGUGAUCAAAACUCCUUAAGAUGUGUUGAAGCAGACCCUUUGGUAAGAGCAACCAUUUACAGUAAGCAUCAGCCUCAGUUAAUUCAUACAUUAUAUCACAUUCGAUUUUAGCCAUCAAAAGCCUCAUACGUUUUUCAAGGUCUGUUCCAUCCAUACUUUAUAGAAUCAGCUUGAUUGUUAUUUGAUCAGUUAUUUGAAGGGUAAAGAGGAGCAACACCAAUGUCACUUUGUUUUGUCAAAUCAAGCUAAAAUGUGACAGAAACUAUACUAGGUUACAAUAUAUCUUAUCUAAUUAGGUAGUUUUUCUGUAUCAUCAAUAGCAAUUGGGAUGACGUGUGUCUGAAACAGCCCAUAAAAAAAGACAAGCAAGGCAUUUCCAACAAAAGCAAUUUGUUGUUGUAAGCACUUUACGUUUGAUUAUAUUCAGGGCAUUUGAAUGGGGUUUUCCACUUGAGUGGCAGUGGUUUGGACUAUAAUUUUACAAAUGGAUUGGCGCCCAUUGUACAGCUUAAGACAAAAAGCUCUGUUUCAACGCUGAUAAUCCAGCUUGGCACUUAGCAGACUGUAUAUAAAUCUCUAAUGCUGUCUUUCUCUGUAUAUAAUUUUUCCUGGCUUUUCUUUUCUGCCUCAGUCAGAUUUCACUAUAUUAGAGCUUCAUAAAUCCACAUGGCAUCAAAACUGUGUAACAGACAAUAAUUUUCUCUUUGUUUCCCUUCCAGAAAUUUCAUCAAUCUUACUUGUUUCUUACAAAUUCCAUGAUAUGCUUGUGUGAGCAGUUUCUCUUUCCCCAGAUCUCACGGGGGAAAACUCACACUCUGUACAACGAGUACACGGGAGGCUAUAGGGUGAGAAGCUGAGCUUAGCUGGGACAGCUUUGAAGUGAGAUGCAGUAAGAGGUUAUUAUACCUUCAUUCCUUGUGAGAGAUGCCCAGCAAUAUAUUGCAUUUGGCACCAUGAUGACUGUCAAGUAUGCCUGUGCUAUUUUUUUUAAUGUAUUUUUCUCAGCAUGAGUGCAGGAUCAAAUUCUUACCUUGAUAUUGGCAGGACCCAAUUACAGUGUGGGGACAGUUUUCAUUUUUAUUAUCAUUUGCAUAUGUUAUGCAUUAUUGUACAUCCACAGUUUUAGAAUCCAAACAUGUUCACCAUUCAAAACUUAUUAGAAUGCAGACAUUGAGCAUGUCUCUCCCUAGAAACAAAACAAAUUUGCUCUCCUCUCCAUAGGGUCCAGUUUUACUUAUCUGAUGCAGCUCCCGCACUGAUCCAAACAUAAUGCAUUUUUCCCAGUCCAGAGAAUCUGCACACUGCACAGCAAACAGAUAAAUAUUUGAUAGGCCAGCCUUCUGUCCCACCCCCCCCCCCACCCCCCCAUGGCAGCAGCUACAGUGGGCAUGAGAGUACCACAGGAAGCGAGUGCCAUGUCAGUCCUUGGGGAUCAAAGCCCAUGUGGGGACAAAGUCUGCCCUGCUUACCUGUGGACACCUCUCCGGCUGGUGCUGGCGGCGCCUGUUUGCCUGGCUACAAGCACUGCACAGAUGCCAGGGCAUAACAGAUGAAUAAACACAAAAACCCGGAACAAUAACAAGGGGUUGCUGCCCUUUCCUGAUAAAACAAAGCAACCCUUACAGGGCGGAGGAUGCAGGGUAGUCUAUUAUUCAGAGAUGCUAAAUACUAGCCUGUAGUGCAUUGGAUAAGGACAUUUCAAAGGUGAGAGACAGAGGUUAUGAGCAGUGUGAAGUAAAGACUUGUUGCUUGCUCCACCCACUGCCAAUAUUAUAUUUGUUUACUGCACAAAAUGUUUGCUUGGUCUGAAUAAACUAGGGGGGGAAAAAGGAUAAAGAAAUGCUGAACAUUAGUACUGCCAAUAUCUUGCCUAUGCCUGCAAAGGGUGGUUUACAUGAGGCUAUUUGAAGUCUCCCUCACUGUAUGAUAAGUGGUACUGUCCAUGAUGGAACACAUAUGCAGAGAGAGAAUAUGCAGUUUUAAACAUUGAAUUGAUCAUAAUAACCCUUUCUUUACUGUGUAAAUGCUUUCUAUCACUCUAUUUCUGUCUUUCUCUCACUUAUUUUCUUUUCUACCAAUCAUGAAUCAUUACCUUGUUAGUACUUUAAUAACAUACACCUGUAAGGAAAAGGACCUGAACUAAAUAGUAUUUGCAAAUAAUCCUCAUAGUUUGCUUUAGCCUUCAUGGCACACCAAGAGUCAUUGGGGUUUGGUUUGCAUCGUACAGUGUACGAUAAGUCACAGAAGAUUGAAAAAACAUUUCAAAGUCAAAUGGGUAGACUUCUCUGUGAUGGGUUGAAUUAUAUAUAUAAUAACGCUAACUAGUUUGCAAAUACUACAUGACCCAGGUCUGAAAAAGUACUUAACUUAGAUGGUCAUUUCAAGGGUUUGUACAAAUAGUGAACCAUAAGCGUAAUUGUAAUGAAAAGACAACUUGUAAAUUCUACUGGGUAAACCACUAUUUUCAGGCAGUGGCGCUCUGUAUCUAAGAAAAAAAAAGAAAAAAGAAAAUUUGUUGUAUUUUAACUGUACUGGUCUGUGAAUCUAUGAUGCUUUUGCUCUGUAUAUUUGGAGAAUAAAAAUGAUGUUUGAGUUUG